Botrytis cinerea B05.10 is the source of this 757-nucleotide messenger RNA. RefSeq lists its product as hypothetical. The record is from RefSeq and is a predicted model, not a curated record. NCBI's taxonomy places the organism in Eukaryota, Fungi, Ascomycota, Leotiomycetes, Helotiales, Sclerotiniaceae. The coding region runs from base 301 to 573 and encodes 90 amino acids. The transcript has 2 exons.
GAGCCCCUCAAUUUCUCAAUUAUCUGAUGUUCCGGAGCGAAAUCUCCAGACUCAACAAGGAAUAAUUGAACUAUGCCUUGGUACAGUACCUGAGUAAGGUGGAGUAUGAUUUUGUCAUAGAACAUGACUUCGAGAGUUCCAACGCCUUUUUAACCCCCCGUUUUCCCCCUCCUCUUUCCUUCCCUCUUCAUACCACAAACAAACAACACACAUAACAUACCAAUUCGCAACGAAUAACCUCACAAAUAACUACUAUACUUCCAAGCCAAACAAACACAUAACCUCACAACCCAUAUCAACAUGCCAGAACAACAAUCCAAAGCCGACAUCAUCGCUGAGCGUCAAGCCAACCUCCCUCUCCCAGAAGAUCCUCCUGUCGCCAGCGACUGGAACUCUGCCGAUGCUACCAAAGUCAACGUCGGAUCAGGAAGAGACGUAACUAGCCAGACCUCAACUGGCAAUGCUCAACAAUCUGGAUUGGAGGGUGCUGCUACUGGAGGAAGCAGUGUUAGAGAAGCCGGUGGUGUUGAUAUGAGCAACAUUGGACGCGAAGGUGUUGAGAAGAAGAACUAAGUGUUGGACCAUUUCGAGAAUGGGUGUAUUAUAUUUUUUAAUCACUGGAAUGAUUGAUGAUGGGUAUGAACGAAAAUAGCAUUGAUAGACGGGAUGGUUGGGAUGAGAUGCUAUAUUAUACGCAUCGUGUAUAAAUAGACAUGAACUGGCCUUGUAAAGGCUGUGAAAUACAAAAAAUUCACCA